UUCGUUCAGUGGUGAGAGCCACUCUCCGGGGUACAGAUGAGAGGCAAACAAUAUCAUCAACCACUGAAGUUGACAGCGCCUUGGGAGAAGGAUGCUGGUUUUGGGAGGAAGCUUAAAACCUACAGGAAUCAUACCAAGAUAAUAGCACAGCCUGGGAUCGUGAUGAAAGUCCUCCGCAGGAAGAGGAUUGUGUUAUUUAUGGCCUAUUUCUUGCUGCUGGUCCUGACUAUGCUCAACUUGGCUAAUUAUAAAUGGACUAAGGAGCCACAGCAGUGUAAUCAUCAGAUGAGAAGCACCACUUAUCAGAGCAGAUCUGACAUUCGCUUCCUGUACAGGCCUUCUCUGGCCAAAAAGAGACAGCUUAUCUACGUUCUGACCACCUGGAGGUCAGGCUCGUCUUUUUUUGGGGAGCUUUUUAACCAAAAUCCUGAAGUGUUCUUCUUGUACGAGCCAAUGUGGCACAUCUGGCAGAAACUGUACCCAGGUGAUGCAGUGUCUUUACAAGGGGCAGCCAGGGACAUGCUUAGCUCCUUAUACCGCUGUGAUUUGUCUGUUUUCCAACUUUACAACAGCCCCGGGGGCAAGAAUUUUACCUCCUUAGGACUAUUUGGGGCCACCCUCAAUAAAGUGGUGUGUUCUUAUCCCCUCUGCUCAGCCUACAGAAAAGAAGUGGUGGGGAUGGUGGAUGAUAAGGUGUGUAAAAAGUGCCCCCCUCAAAGCCUUAGACUGUUGGAGGAGGAGUGCCUCAAAUAUAGCACCAUAGUCAUUAAAGGGGUACGCAUUUUGGACGUUAAUGUGUUGGCCCCACUAAUGGAGGAUCCAUCCUUGGAUUUGAAAGUGAUACACCUGGUCAGAGACCCACGGGCAGUGGCCAACUCUAGGAUCAAAUCCAGACAUGGCCUGAUAAGGGAGAACUUACAGGUGGUCCGCAGCAGGGACCCUAAACUUCGCCGGAUCCCAUUUGUGGAUCCUGGUCACAAAGCCAACAAGAAGGAUGGCUCAGACUACCACUCCAUAGGAGCCAUGGAGGUGAUCUGUGACCGCACCUCCAGGACGUUGAGGACUGCCUUAAACCCACCCAGCUGGCUGAAGGGGAAGUACAUGGCCGUGCGGUACGAGGACCUGGUCGAGAACCCAGUUAAGACCUUGCGGAACAUCUACCGUUUUGCCAACCUGACCACCAACCAUGACAUCGAGUCAUUUGCGCUGAACAUGACCAGCGGCUCCAGUUCCUCCUCUAAGCCAUUCAUUGUCUCAUCCAGGAAUGCUACACAAGCUGCUAGUGCAUGGAGAACAGUGCUCAGCAUUCAACAAAUCAAACAAGUGGAGGACUACUGCCACCAUGCCAUGUCCGUGCUUGGGUACGAAAGAGUGAGAACAGCCGGGGAGGCGAAGGACUUGAGCAAAUCACUACUGACACACUCCAAACUGUGAAGACAUCCUCACCACCAAAGACCUUAUAAUUUAAUGUUCAUUUUGCAUCGAGUGCCGUUUCCUCUUCUUGUGGAAUUAAAGCUUUACUUUAAAUCAGUGUUUGAGGAACUCCACUGGCCACAUUUGGAAUGUAUCUUGUUUCCCUCAGUUGAAUUGCAGUGGUGUUCGAAGGGACCACUUCUUUUAUAUUGGAAUACUCGAUGUGUUUGACAAUGCAAGGCCUACAAACAAUGGCUUGAACAGUAAAGCUGCAACUAUGGAAAAAAACCCAGCUGUAUAAUUCA
Scomber japonicus (chub mackerel) is the source of this 1718-nucleotide messenger RNA. It is a transcript of the gene chst2b, whose product is annotated as carbohydrate (N-acetylglucosamine-6-O) sulfotransferase 2b. The transcript has a single exon. The record is from RefSeq and is a predicted model, not a curated record. NCBI's taxonomy places the organism in Eukaryota, Metazoa, Chordata, Actinopteri, Scombriformes, Scombridae. Gene Ontology annotation, biological process: sulfur compound metabolic process; carbohydrate metabolic process; N-acetylglucosamine metabolic process. Gene Ontology annotation, molecular function: N-acetylglucosamine 6-O-sulfotransferase activity. Gene Ontology annotation, cellular component: Golgi membrane. Bases 37 to 1434 code for a protein of 465 amino acids.